ACGGGGAGAAGGAGAUGAAGGGGAGAAGAAGAAGAAAGUCGAGUGGUUUUCAAAGUUCCUAACUUUUGAUCUAUCUCUCUCUUCCCAUUUCUCUUGGUUUGCAAUAAGGGGAAAAGAGAAGGUAGAGAGAGAGAUAGAGAGCGCUUUGACCAUCUCCUCCCACCAUUAAUGGUCCGUUCAAACCCGUCCUAAUUCGCCUUUUUCUGUGCCUCUCCUUCCCCGAACCUUUCCACCUUCUGCCAUUAAGACCGAUCUACCAUUUGUAAUCCGUCUUAUAUAUAUGCCCUCUGAAAACCGUCUUCAUCUUUCAUUUUCUAGAUUCUGAUCUCCCUUCAUGCUUGAUCUUAUCCCUCUAUUAUUCAAAGCUUGCAACUUUCUUGCUUGACGUAGUUUCCAGCUUCUAGUAGAUCCCCCGCUUUCUCCUUAUUUAGCACCCGGCGUAGAAGUUUGAUUAAUCGUGGUUAUUAGGGUUUGCGUCCCAGAAACCUUGGAAAAAAAUCCGAUUUUUUCCUCUACGUUCGAAAAAUUAACUCAGAUCUUGAUACGAAAUGGGUAACUGCUGCGCCUCGCCAGUUGAUCCAUCAGAGAAGAAGGAGAAGAAGGGCAAAAACGCGAAGGGCAAGAAGCCGAACCCUUACUCAGUUGAAUAUAAUCGAACGCCGAUCCCGGGCGCCCUGAAGCUUACCGUUCUCAAGGAGUCCACCGGCAAGGACAUUGGCAGCCGUUACCAGCUCGGCAGCGAGCUGGGAAGAGGUGAGUUUGGGAUCACAUAUCUCUGUAUCGAUAAGGACACGGGGGAGAAAUUUGCUUGCAAGUCUAUUUCCAAGAAGAAGCUGAGAACCGCCGUCGAUAUCGAGGAUGUGAGGCGGGAAGUCCAGAUCAUGAGGCAUAUGCCGCCUCAUCCCAACGUUGUGAGCCUCAAGGAUACUUAUGAGGAUGAUAACGCCGUUCAUAUUGUGAUGGAGCUUUGUGAGGGAGGAGAGCUGUUCGAUAGGAUUGUUGCCAGGGGACAUUAUACUGAGAGGGCCGCCGCUGCCGUUACAAAGACCAUCGUUGAGGUGGUGCAGGUGUGUCACAAGCAUGGAGUGAUGCAUCGGGACCUCAAGCCUGAGAACUUUCUGUUUGCCAAUAAAAAGGAAACUGCUGCUCUCAAAGUUAUUGAUUUUGGGCUUUCUGUGGAUUUCAAGCCAGGUGAGCACUUUUCUGAGAUUGUUGGAAGUCCUUAUUACAUGGCCCCAGAGGUUCUUAAGCGCAAUUAUGGUCCAGAAGUUGAUGUCUGGAGUGCUGGAGUUAUAUUAUACAUCUUGCUUUGUGGGGUACCACCAUUUUGGGCAGAAACUGAACAGGGAGUUGCUCAAGCUAUUAUUCGAUCUGUCGUAGAUUUUAAAAGAGAUCCAUGGCCUAAAGUUUCUGAUACUGCUAAAGACCUUGUUAAGAAGAUGCUUGAUCCAGAUCCCAAGCGGAGGUUAACAGCACAAGAAGUGCUUGAUCAUCCCUGGUUGCAGAAUGCCAAAAAAGCUCCAAAUGUGAAUUUGGGUGAGUCCGUUCGAGCAAGACUUCAACAAUUCUCUGUUAUGAACAAGUUCAAAAAGAGAGCUCUAAGGGUUGUUGCUGAGCAUUUAUCCGUCGAGGAAGUUGCAGAUAUAAAGGAAAUGUUCAAGAAGCUGGAUGUAGAUAAUAAUGGAAGAAUCACUAUUGAAGAGCUCAAAUCUGGACUUCACAGGCUUGGGCAUCAGAUUCCAGACGCAGAUGUUCAAAUAUUAAUGGACGCUGCUGAUGUUGAUGGUGAUGGAACUCUUGAGUUUGGAGAAUUCGUCGCUCUGUCGAUACACAUAAAGAAGUUGGGGAACGACGAGCAUCUUCACAAAGCCUUCGCUUACUUCGACCAAAACAAGAGUGGAUACAUUGAGAUCGAAGAGCUCAGUGAUGCCCUGCAAGAUGACUUGGGUCCCAAUUAUGAGGAAGUCAUCAAUGCCAUCAUAAGAGAUGUUGAUACUGACAAGGAUGGAAAGAUUAGCUAUGAGGAGUUUGCAGCAAUGAUGAAGGCAGGGACAGAUUGGAGGAAGGCGUCGAGGCAAUAUUCGCGCGAAAGGUUCACCAGCCUCAGCCUGAAGCUGAUCAAGGAUGGGUCAUUGCAGCUGAAAAAUGAUGGUAGAUGAACAGAACGAAAGAAGCCAUAGUUGUGAUAUGAGAGAACUAUCUUCUCUUCAAACUAAUGGGCUAUAAGAUUAUUCAUUUGAGUUCUUUUGUUUGCUUUGUUUCUUUAAACUCUCCUAUUCUUUACUAUCUGCUGCCUGUAUUCUUCUCAGUUUAGUUCAGUUGAGAACAGCUGAAGGAUUCUCUUGUUUCUGGAGCUCAACAGCUCUUCUGUUCAACGUGCAAACUAUGGAAAUGAGAGUGUAAAAAGAAGAAAUGGCUGAAGGGGCUGUAAAUAUGUAAUGCAUUGUUAAAGAAUUAGAUGACUUUGCCAAAAAAAAAA
This is a messenger RNA of Dendrobium catenatum, 2479 nucleotides long. Its product is annotated as calcium-dependent protein kinase 20. Gene Ontology annotation, molecular function: calmodulin binding; calcium ion binding; calcium-dependent protein serine/threonine kinase activity. Gene Ontology annotation, cellular component: nucleus; cytoplasm. The transcript is spliced from 8 exons. NCBI's taxonomy places the organism in Eukaryota, Viridiplantae, Streptophyta, Magnoliopsida, Asparagales, Orchidaceae. Gene Ontology annotation, biological process: peptidyl-serine phosphorylation; protein autophosphorylation; intracellular signal transduction. The record is from RefSeq and is a predicted model, not a curated record. Bases 549 to 2159 code for a protein of 536 amino acids.